UUAGUUGGACUCUCUCUGUCUCAUUUGCUUGCUACCCUCUGCAUCUUAGAUAAGUAAGAGAAAAGAUCAGAUUUUUCUAUUUUAAAUUGGGAUUUUUUUUGUGUGUGUGGUUUUUGAGAGGAUCCAUGGGUGCACCACCGGCAAGAGCUCGGGCUGAUUAUGAUUACCUUAUUAAGCUUCUUUUGAUUGGUGAUAGUGGUGUGGGGAAGAGUUGUCUGCUUUUACGUUUUUCUGACGGUUCCUUUACUACUAGUUUCAUAACAACUAUCGGCAUUGAUUUUAAGAUAAGAACCAUUGAGCUUGAUGGUAAGCGGGUCAAAUUGCAAAUCUGGGAUACAGCUGGUCAAGAGCGAUUUCGAACUAUUACAACAGCUUACUACCGUGGAGCCAUGGGGAUUUUGCUGGUUUAUGAUGUUACUGAUGAGUCAUCUUUCAACAAUAUUCGGAAUUGGAUUCGCAAUAUUGAACAACAUGCUUCAGACAAUGUCAACAAGAUACUGGUUGGAAACAAGGCUGACAUGGAUGAGAGCAAAAGGGCUGUGCCAACCUCCAAGGGUCAAGCCCUCGCUGAUGAGUAUGGUAUCAAGUUCUUCGAAACUAGUGCAAAGACGAAUUUGAAUGUGGAGGAGGUUUUCUUUUCAAUAGCCACCGACAUUAAGCAAAGGCUUACAGAGUCUGAUAACAAGGCUGAGCCUACUGGACUCAAAAUUAAUAAGCAAGACUCAGCAGCAGCUAGUCAAGCUGCUCAAAAGUCGGGUUGCUGUGGAUAAAGCGAACAAAAAAAGGCCUGCAGAUUCGAAAUGGAAGGUUCGGCUUCACAGUCACUCUAAAUGUAAAACUAAUCAUAACGACAUUAUGGGGGUUUGAUGUAUUUAUCUCUUAUUUUCUUUCCAACUACCAGGCUUAGCUUGUGAAAGGCAGUUCCUUCUUUCUUUCUUUUUUUUCAGUUAAUUUGUGGAAUUUUAUAAGCAUAUCUUUGAUCUUAUUGAAUUCAAGUGACCCAUGUUAUGUACUUGUCUUGCUAUAGAUAGAUAAUCUGAAUUCAAGUUUCGGUAUAAA
Molecule: messenger RNA, 1059 nt
Organism: Gossypium arboreum
Lineage: Eukaryota; Viridiplantae; Streptophyta; Magnoliopsida; Malvales; Malvaceae
Product: ras-related protein RABE1c-like
Exons: 9
Coding region: 126-770 (214 amino acids)
Biological process (GO): regulation of exocytosis; protein secretion
Cellular component (GO): plasma membrane
Molecular function (GO): GTPase activity; GTP binding
Source: RefSeq, a predicted model, not a curated record